Messenger RNA from Aspergillus tanneri, 789 nucleotides. RefSeq lists its product as uncharacterized. Gene Ontology annotation, cellular component: Vma12-Vma22 assembly complex; extrinsic component of endoplasmic reticulum membrane. The record is from RefSeq and is a predicted model, not a curated record. NCBI's taxonomy places the organism in Eukaryota, Fungi, Ascomycota, Eurotiomycetes, Eurotiales, Aspergillaceae. The transcript has 3 exons. The coding region runs from base 1 to 789 and encodes 262 amino acids. Gene Ontology annotation, biological process: vacuolar proton-transporting V-type ATPase complex assembly.
AUGGCGCGGAUCUCCACUCCUCCUGCAUCCCGACAUGGCUCAGAAGCCACCGAUGCCGAGAUCAAGAAAGGCUCUAUAGCAGACUCGUCAUCGGACCUGCUGCAGUCGCUGGACACGUUGUUGGAAAAGUACCUCUUUCUCCUUGACCAGCACCAGAAAUUCCAGACAGAAUUAGCAUCGCGACUCUCCUCGGCAUUAGGGUUUUUUUUCUCUUGCGCAAGCCAAUUAUACCUGUCCGCCGGCCGACAUUAUGGUGCUGAUUACUAUGAUGAGCGCAUGAAAGCGACCAGAAAAGUGGUUCUGCAACCUCUACCAGACCUUAAUGAAGACAAUCAUGCAAUAGAGCUGAGCGAUCCGAACCAAAAAAGCGAUUCUGAUGCCCUCUUCACGAUUAAAUCUGGUAUCAACGACCAUGUGGAGCCCUCCGAGGCAGAUGAGGAAAAUGAAGCAUCUCAGGCAAAUAAUGGUCCAAGGGAGCCUCAUUCACAACAAGAAGACAAAGAUUCUGUAGACCAGGUCACAGUAUCCUUUGACUCGCUUGAAACCUCUGAUACUGAGCCUAAGGCUGCCUCAGAGUCCAACUCCUCCAAAAAACCUCGCUCGUCAGAUCCUAUUCGGUGGUACGGGAUCUUGGUGCCUCCAUUCCUUCGCAGUGCUCAGAAAUCUUUCACGGAAGCAGUAGAUGAAGCGCUACCGCAAUUGGCGAGCAUCAUCUUUAAGAUGCGGGUGAUUGAGAGUGAAAUUGGUCGACUGCGGAGUGAGUUGGGGAAGCAUGAGGAUACAACAUGA